This is a messenger RNA of Thalassophryne amazonica, 2178 nucleotides long. RefSeq names its product glycerol kinase 5 (gene gk5). Gene Ontology annotation, biological process: glycerol-3-phosphate biosynthetic process; glycerol metabolic process; triglyceride metabolic process. The transcript has 16 exons. Gene Ontology annotation, cellular component: mitochondrion. Gene Ontology annotation, molecular function: glycerol kinase activity. The record is from RefSeq and is a predicted model, not a curated record. NCBI's taxonomy places the organism in Eukaryota, Metazoa, Chordata, Actinopteri, Batrachoidiformes, Batrachoididae. The coding region runs from base 500 to 2125 and encodes 541 amino acids.
GGCGGUGACGUUUUCGUGACAACACCAGACGCCUUAAGCUGGUUUGUCCGUGUAACUAAGUGUCCCGUAUGGCAUAAUUAAUUACAUAUUGGCAUUUUGUGUAUUAAAUUAAGGCGGUGAGUGAUAUUUCAAGUUGCAGCUCGCUAAUGGUAUAAUUUUUAGUUUUAGCCAAGUAGCCAGUUAGCUUGAGUUUAUUAAACUCCGACAGGAUACAAUAACAUGAUUCAUUGGUCGUUGGUCUGAUUUGUGUUAUUUACUUUUCUGACGGCGCCUCUUUUUUUUCUUUGUUUUUUUUAUUUACACAUUAAUACUUAAGUAAAGUUGAGUAAUCGACUGACUCAAACAGGUUGGACUGGAAUCUGAAGUUGGGGUCCGAAGGUCAGAGACGGUGUUAAUAUAACCGCGGUGUGAUCGCCUCACCGGGUCAGACACGGUGCUGAUAAAACCUCAGUGUGAUCCCUCAGGCUGUAACAUGGCCAAUAUCAGCUGACCAUGGACCAUGUGGGAGUGCCAGGACAUAUAUCACAGGGCGAUGGAAAGUCAGAGGAAUGGGUUCACGAAGAAAAGCUUCAUUUUGGCAGUGGACGUUGGCACAACAUCAGUCAAAUGUCAUGUGUAUGACAAGAAGGCAACAGUCCGAGGAUCAUGCACUGUCAAGAUUGUUCCUUUGUAUCCAGAGACCGGUUGGGUGGAGAUGGACCCAGAUACACUAUGGAAAGGUUUUGUUUCUGUGGUCAAAGGAGCUGUGAAAGAUGCAGGUGUACAGAUGGGUCAGAUAGAGGCUCUUGGCAUCUCCACUCAGCGAGCCACCUUCACAACAUGGGACAGGAAAACUGGAGUUCCUUUCCAUAACUUCAUCAGCUGGCAGGACCUGAGGGCUGCAGAUCUGGUGAAAUCCUGGAACAGAUCCUGUACCAUGAAAACAGUCCACGGUGCAAUGAAGGUCCUCUACUUCCUCACCAGGCAGAAUCGUUAUCUUGCAGCAAGUCUUAUAGUCUUCUCUACUCAGCAUGUCACCUUACGCCUUGUCUGGGUCCUUACACACAAUAAGAAGGCUUGGCAGGCUGUAGCUGAGGGCAACUGCUGCUUUGGAACUAUAGACACCUGGUUACUGUUCAAACUCACAAAAGGACAUGUCCACGCCACGGACUACUCUAAUGCCAGCUCAACUGGGAUUUUUGAUUCUUAUCAGAUGUGUUGGAGUGGCUUUCUGUGUUCUCUUGUUUCUCUUCCUCUCUCUAUUCUACCUGAAGUACACGACACAAGCCAUCACUUUGGUUCCACAGACCCUUGUAUCUUUGGAGUAUCCAUUCCCAUCAUGUCAGUGAUGGCGGACCAGCAGGCUGCCAUGUUUGGAGAGUGUUGCUUUGAUGUUGGUGAUGUCAAAGUAACCAUGGGAACGGGCACUUUCAUGAACAUCAACACUGGGAACAAUCCACAUACAUCUUUAGCAGGUCUCUAUCCUCUGGUGGGCUGGAAAAUUGGCCCAGAGGUGGUGUAUCUGGCAGAGGGAAAUUCUGCAGACACGGGCACUGCUAUCAGAUGGGCCCAAGAUCUGGAUCUCUUCACUGAUGUCCAGCAGACCAGUGACAUGGCUUACAGUGUAGCCAACUCAGACGGAGUGUGUUUUGUCCCGUCAUUCAGUGGUUUGCAGGCUCCUCUGAAUGAUCCCAAAGCUUGUGCCUCCCUCAUGGGCCUCAAACCUUCAACCACCAAAUGCCAUCUGGUCCGUGCCAUUUUGGAGUCUGUUGCCUUCAGAAACAAGCAGCUUUAUGACAUAAUGCUGAGAGAAACUCUGAUUCCCAUCACCAAGAUCAGGGUGGAUGGUGGAGUUUCUUCCAAUGACUUUGUCAUGCAGCUAACAGCAGACCUACUUGGCAGGAAGGUAGCCAGACGAAAGCACAGAGAAAUGUCUUGUCUCGGGGCAGCUUUUGUUGCUGGACUUGGAGUGGGCUUCUGGAAGUCCCAGGAGGAGUUGAAAAAGCUACACUAUGAUGGCCAGACGUUCCUGCCCAAAGGAUCACCAAAGGGACUCACUAACAGCCCCAGCUGGGAGUACGUUCCGGUCCUCCAGAGCUGGGAGAGCGCUCUGAGGCGCUCCAUGAAUUGGUACAGCAAGCCUUAGCACUGCCCUCACACACAGGCCCACUUUGACCAAUAAAUACAUGGGGUUGAGUC